Molecule: messenger RNA, 2645 nt
Organism: Rhopilema esculentum
Lineage: Eukaryota; Metazoa; Cnidaria; Scyphozoa; Rhizostomeae; Rhizostomatidae
Source: RefSeq, a predicted model, not a curated record
GACAAAUGUUGGUUCGUCUCCCCAACAAAUAACCUUUGGGAUAUGAUUCAUGGGUUAAUUACGGCCUAAACGUUUUUCGAAAUGCUUUACAUUUUUAUUCGUAUUCGCAAGCUCCAUUCAAAUUAUACAAUAGCGUUAUAAUUGAAGCACCCCACCUGUUUCGUAGUCAUUUCACAACAUUAGCAAAGGGUCCCUACAGUAACACAAAUUCAAAAGUAUUUAAAACGAUUCAAAUGAAGAUCUCGUGAACCCGCACAUGAAUCGGUAACUGUGAGAAGCAUUCAUUGUCAAUCUCCCACACAACAAAUCAUCGACAAAAGUCCCAGUUUCUGUUAGGACGUACUGAACGAAGUUCAGCAAGAAAAUGCUGCACCAUAUUUACCGGGUGGAUCGUCUCUUCUUUAUGGUUUUUGCGGCGAUCGGCUGCGUAAAGGCUACAGACCCGAUUUUCAAAUUCAUCCCCAAGACUUCGUUGUCGAACCUCAAAGUGACACAUAUCACCGAGUUCGACAUUGAAAUGGUCGUCGGCUCGAAUGCCGCUGCUCGCACUGUCAUCACUGUAAAUGGCCCAUUCAGCGAUGGAAGUGCAGGUAUGACAGGUGUUUCCAUGACAGCAACUAGCAAAGGCUCAAAUGUGAAUGGGCCAGAUUUUACCACCAUCAGCACAUCAAAAACCACUACAGCCCAGGAUGGACAAUACGAUGUUAUGUACAAAAACUUCACAGCGAUUUCAAGGACGAGCACUGGUGUAACGACUACCUUAGACAAUACCUUGAAUUUGGUGGCAUCAAUGAAGACGGUUGAUAAACCUGGUGCUACUAGCAGCGACACACUGUGGGUUUGGUGCUCUGCAGAGGUAGGAGAUGAAUAUGUUUGGGUGAGCGAAGAAGCAACAAGCAUCUACAGAGAAACUGGAGACCGACCGCAUCUCCAAUAUACCCUUAAAUAUCAUACUGGAUUUGAGAUUUUUUUUGCAACCAUGGUGAAGAUUUCUGGAGAUGUCAGUCAUCUUGGUACAUCUCGCAUCAACGCUUAUAAUGUUAAGCUGAGAAUAAACCUGCCAGCAUAUGUGAAAUACCGCGAGGGGACAUUUAAUAUCACUGGAAAGUACCCAAAUGGAAGUCCUAAAUACAUUACAGAGGAGAACAAUAAUGUUCUAGUGUUAACAUUUCCAAAAAUUGGAGUAGCUGCCCAACUCUCGUUCCAAAUUUUCGUCGAAUUUGACGGAGGAGCACUGCGGUUAAAAGGAGGGCAAGCAUACGAUACAUACAUACCUGCUCAUUUGUCAUAUUGCGACAAUGUUGCAUGCUCGCCAACCGGAGCCAUCGAGUACCUUGAGGUGAACUUGACUAAAAGUCUUCGCAUGCGAGAAAUCAGAGAUAAAUUCUUGAUCAAGCACGUACCGUCUGGAAGAUGCAUAUCAUUCUCAGGGACUGACGAUGCACCAGCAAAAUUGAAGGGAGCUUGCGACGAAAAAUAUGUUUAUAACAACAACGCAGAAAUCCAGCAUGUGACAUCAUCGGUGUGUACUCGGUAUACCGAGGGAUACUUUACACUGACAUCCAGGGCAUGUAUAUAUGGACAAGGCUUUGAGAGGUCAAAAAUUGGUACAAUAAAGGCCAUUUAUGCGGCCAAUGUCCCGUGCUUUGCACCAAUGGGGUCAGGAGAAGAGGGAGAUCAGUUGCACGCAUCUUCAACUUGCAGUACUCCAAAUGCGAAGUUUAAGUUAAUUGACGAUGUGCCUGCUAGCAGCCGACUAUCAAUGGGACAAAAGGUCAUUCUUGCUACUAAGAACAAAUACGUUUUCUUCUGCAACAGACACAAAUACCUCUCCAGACCAUCGUGCUUUUUUAAGAAUGGAACCGACGAUUCCACGAUUAAAGCAUUGCCCGCUGACAUGGUCUAUGUGAAAGCAUGGGAUGCAGUCAAAUCUGAUUUGUACGGCAUUGGGAACUCGGGGAAGAGCUACGUGAAAAUCAACUUGAUCUGGGAGCCACAUAAAGUCUACCAACUGGAGGAUUCCCUUUGGAGCUCCAUCGCAGAACAGGCAGGGAUAGAAAAGAGCACGGACGUUGUGCAGUCAUCCUUGAAAGACUUUCCAGAACAGCAGGGCAGCUCUAGCUACGCAGUGUCUCUUAAAGGCUUGUACCAACAAGACACCUCUUCAAAGUGGAACCUUUUUUUCAACUGGUAAAGUGACUAAGGAGCCUCACGAUUCUUAACUAGUCUUAUUUGAAAGUGCGCACGGAACAUGACAAAAGAUUCCAAUGGACAUUCAAGAUGUCUUAAAAGAUGACUGCAGUUACAAUUAUGCUUCAAUAUUUAUUACAUCACUCGCACGAUGGCACAUUAUAGAUUCAGCCAACUGGUUGAUGCACAACUUAAUAGAAAUGCUAACAAAACCAUGUACCCAUUUAUAAACAUCAAGAGAAUCAUGACGACGGGAAUCUGAAAGCCGCUCAAGAAAAAAAGGGCCAAAAUACAUGCUUUCCAGACUGUUUAGCCAUCGAUUCUAUCACGUGAAUGUUCUCAGUGAAUGUGUCAGAAUCGUAACUCGAGUUAUGGUUUUUUCAUUUCUAAAAGAAUUCAAGUUUGCAUGAGAACGAUAUAUUCCCUACAUGCAGAGUUAGCAAGCACUAGAAAAA